GGCUAGCUUUUUCAAACCCGCCAUGACGUCGCUGCUGCGUCCCGUGGCUCCAUUGCUAUCGCUUCGCAUCCUCCUCUCCUUCCCUCCCUCUCACCCCGGCGCUCUCUCUUCAUCGCCUCUCCUCUUCCUGGCGCUCGCGCCGCUCCUCCUACCCUGCCACUAAAAAAAUACCUUCUCCUCUAGGUCUGUGUCGCCCCACUGCAUCUGGUUUUGCGCGACGAGGAUAGGGUGGGUGAAGAGCAAGUUUUGGGAGCUGUAGUCGGCGGCACAGAGACAGCGGUAUUGAAACUGAAUGUCCCCUGCUCCUGGAGUUGCAGAUUUUACGUUGAGAUUGGACCUCAAUCGACUGCCAGUUACUUCUUGAAAACCUAAAGAAAUUAUAUCGCGGAGUUCCUGAAUUAAAGAAAUUGUCGGGAUAUACAUCUAUGCGCCAUGUGGCCGUGCGAAGAAAUUUAUGAGUAGAACUGUUGUAAGAAGUGAUUGAUGGGAGAGACAAUGGGCGUUUUCAGCGAUGGAGGCUAGUGGCGAGCCUUUUGACUCAGGGGGUAAAAGAGCUUUGGCGAAGAAGUAAGCUGAGAAGCUCGUAGAGUAUGAAUAUAAUGAACUUCUAAGUUCCUGCUAUGGGGAAGAGGUGAGAGAUGUUUGACUGGUUGGUGAAAAUGGUUAUGGCGUGCUGGCGUCCCGUUAGGAGAUAUACACAGGGGCGAGAUGGGACAGAUCGUCAAGACCCUUUGCUUUGGAGCAAGGAUCUUUGUCCCCAUGCCGUAGGUGAAUUCUCCUAUGCAGUAGUUCAAGCUAAUUCCAUUCUGGAAGACAUGAGCCAAGUCGAGACUGGCUCCUUUGGCACAUAUGUGGGUAUCUAUGAUGGACAUGGGGGCCCUGAUGCUUCUCGUUGCAUCAAUGCGUCUUUGUACGAUUUCGUACUGAAGAAUACUACAGAGCAAGGGGGUAUGUCAUGCGACGUUCUCUGCCAAUCUUUCAAGGAGGUAGAGGGCAAGUUCUUGGAAAUCGUCGAAAGGGCUUGGGCCGUCAAGCCGCAAAUUGCCGCUGUUGGAUCUUGUUGUUUGGUGGGAGCCGUAUGGGAUUCCAAACUGUACAUCGCUAGUCUUGGAGAUUCUCGAGCUGUUUUAGGUAGUUGCUCUCGUGACACUGGCCUUCCAGUUGCUAAGCAAAUUUCAACAGAGCACAACGCAAGCAUCGAGUCUAUCCGGAAUGAGUUGUUCGCAAAGCAUAGUGAUGAUCCGCAGAUCGUGGUUUUGAAGCAUGGAGUGUGGCGUGUGAAGGGUAUUAUUCAGAUUUCACGCUCAAUUGGUGAUUUUUACUUGAAGAAAGCCGAAUUUAAUCAGCCGCCUCUUAUAGCCAGGUUCCGGCUUCCAGAUCCCCUCAAGAGACCUGUCAUAAGCUCAGAGCCGGAGUGCAACGUCAUUACACUCGGCCCGGAUGACGAAUUCGUCAUUUUUGCAUCUGAUGGCCUUUGGGAGCACUUGAGCAGCAAAGAGGCCGUAGACAUUGUGUAUAGUCAUCCCCGGGCUGGGAUUGCCAGGCGUCUGAUCAAAGCUGCUCUUCAAAAAGCUGCUACUAAACGUGAAAUGCGGUACUCUGAUUUGAAAGGGAUUGAGCGCGGGAUACGACGGCAUUUUCAUGAUGACAUAACUGUUGUGGUUCUUUAUUUGGACACUAAACUGCUCAACAGAGGUGGUAGUAUUUCUAAUCAUAUUUCUUCGAAAUGUCCAAUUGACAUGCCAAAAGGCGAUAACCCUCCGUCGUUAGUUAGCUCUAACAUGAACUUAGCUUUUAACAAAUAAGAACCUUUCGUCAGGUUUUGCGACUGUAUUGCAAUCAAGAUUGUUACGAGAGAAAAGUCAGCAGACUCCAAAUCGUUUGAAUGGUCUUAAAAUGCUGCGAGAGGUCUUCAAAGAGCCAUCAUGUUAACCUUGAGGAUCCACUGUGUUGAAUUGGGUUUUCAUUUUAUAUUUUUAUAUUUUAUUUAAAUACCUGCGAUACACCCCAGUGGGACAUGUAGCGGUCUUCGACUUUUGAACUGGUUAGUUACCUGAAAUAAUUGUAGACUCUGCAAAGUUCAAUCUGUUUAGCGGUAAGGUUUAAUUGUUUCUUUGAGUAUGGAUGUGGCCCCUCAACUGCUGUAGCGAACGGAAACUGAAAUUGCGAGAUAGACAUAUAGUAGUGGCUUCUUAUAUGCUACAUCUUCCCUCUUUCGAAUGUGCUACGAGGUUAAUUUUGCUAAUGUAGGCCUGAGUUUUAGCAGAUCUUUACAAUACUGUGUUGUUCACUUAGUUUCUUCCCGUAUAUCACAAGUAUCUCGUGGUGUAUAGGCUCUGCUGCUGCAAUGGUCGUAUCGCAGUCCUUGUUUUACUCAUGGACGAAUUUGUUCUUUGCUAAGGUUUCAUUUUACUCCCUGUUAUUGAACUCUGGAAGCGUAGCUGGUAUAGAGUUUUAUCUCUUGUUGGGUUUUAUCGUUACUACUGUUUCGGGAUAUUCAUAUUUGCUGUACAGCAGUUUUUCACCUUUUAGAGUGAAAAAGUCAUUGAAUUUGUAUCAGGAAGAUCUUCCAUGUUUCUAGCUCUGUUAUCCUGGAAAUCGAAGUAAAUUACUUUGAAGCAGGUUUUGAACGGUAGGAACACAUGGCAUCUUGGUCUGGACUUUGUAACCAUGGGUGGUGACAUUUUGAUC
Molecule: messenger RNA, 2691 nt
Organism: Physcomitrium patens
Lineage: Eukaryota; Viridiplantae; Streptophyta; Bryopsida; Funariales; Funariaceae
Source: RefSeq, a predicted model, not a curated record